AUAAAAUACUCUCCCAGCUCGUUUUGCUGUCGGUUUUCUUUUUUUUUUUAUUUAGAUUGUUUCCUUCUGUUCAUCAAAACUUGAAUCUCACUCACUCCAUUCACAAAACACUCAAUCUUUAACACAAUGGCCCGUACCAAGCAAACCGCUCGCAAGUCCACAGGAGGAAAGGCUCCUCGCAAGCAGCUCGCCACUAAGGCUGCUCGUAAAUCCGCCCCCGCCACCGGAGGUGUUAAGAAGCCUCACCGUUACCGUCCCGGUACUGUCGCUCUUCGUGAGAUUCGUCGCUACCAAAAGUCGACUGAGCUCUUGAUUCGCAAGCUUCCCUUCCAACGUCUCGUCCGUGAAAUCGCUCAGGACUUCAAGACCGAUCUUCGUUUCCAGUCCUCUGCCAUUGGUGCUCUUCAGGAGGCCUCUGAGGCUUACCUUGUCUCUCUCUUUGAGGAUACAAACUUGGCUGCCAUCCACGCCAAGCGUGUCACCAUCCAGCCCAAGGAUAUUCACUUGGCCCGCAGACUCCGUGGCGAGCGCACCUAAAGUGUCCUUUUUUCCUCUUCUCUUGUCAUUAUAAUCCCAUCCUCUUUGUAACAUUAAUUCCAACUUGCAGCUCUGCUUAGUGUCGUCUGAUUAUGUUUUUUUAUUUUGGGUGAAUCAUUACUUGUAAAGUAGCAGUGCACCUUGCUAAACAAAAAAAAAAAGAAACGACACA
Molecule: messenger RNA, 709 nt
Organism: Lobosporangium transversale
Lineage: Eukaryota; Fungi; Mortierellomycota; Mortierellomycetes; Mortierellales; Mortierellaceae
Product: histone H3
Exons: 1
Coding region: 127-537 (136 amino acids)
Cellular component (GO): nucleosome
Molecular function (GO): structural constituent of chromatin; DNA binding; protein heterodimerization activity
Source: RefSeq, a predicted model, not a curated record